Pipistrellus nathusii (Nathusius's pipistrelle) is the source of this 396-nucleotide messenger RNA. NCBI's taxonomy places the organism in Eukaryota, Metazoa, Chordata, Mammalia, Chiroptera, Vespertilionidae. The record is from the annotation of a GenBank genome assembly.
AUGUCAUUCACACAUAUAAAUUGGGAUGGACUAAAAGAACCUUAUCCUCUGCUUGGUACUUUGUACGUUUGGAUGCUUUCUGUCUUCCAUGUCUGUAGAAGAGAAUCCAGGAGCAAAUCCCAGAGCCUCCAGCCAGAAACUCAGCCUCCCAAUGAAAACUACCCUCUGCAUUGGGACCAAGUGCCACAGACUUGUGAGAGUGGGGCUCAUACUCUUGGUAGACAGGGAUUCCUUUGCUAUGAUUGCUUUUUCUUGGAUAUUGCUGUCCACACCCUACUAUGGUUCACUUCAGGUGAAUUAGAAAACACUAUUGUGCUGAUCCUAGAGUAUGCCAACUCUGCUGCACCUUUUUACCAAACCAUAGGCAUUAUGGAUAUGCAAAAUAGGUUCCACUAA